GCAUACUCUUACAACCAACUCUUGCCCAACAAACCACUGGGAGGACACAGCCUUCUCAGGCUACCAACCCAAGGAACGAGUUGGGAAGGGUCUGCAGAGAGAUUUUGGAGCAUCCCCGGCCAGGGAAAAAAAGAAAAAGGCGCUUGGGUCUGUGAAGAAGUAUUUGGAACAAGGAAAUCCUGGAAUUGAAAGAGAAAUGGAACAAUUGGGAAAAGCAAGAACCAGAUGGUUUACUACAACACUGGAUUUCCUAUAGAGAUAGCUAUCAACGAUGCACAAAGCUUCUAUGUUUCUUUGAUUAACAUACCGUAGGUGGAGGCCAAACGUCGGAUAAUGAAUCUUAUGGCAAGAGCUCUCUAUGAUAAUGUCCCCGAAUGUGCAGAAGAGUUGGCCUUCCGCAAGGGAGACAUUUUGACCGUGAUAGAGCAGAACACUGAAGGCCUCGAAGGAUGGUGGCUGUGCUCCCUGCAUGGCCGGCAAGGCAUUGUCCCAGGCAACCGCGUGAAGCUUUUGAUAGGUCCAGUGGUACAGGACAGUCCUUCCAGCCAAGAUAUGUCCAAUUCAGGACUGACACAUCAAUCCUUCAACCAGCAGAAGAUCUAUCAAGUGCCAAGCUCACAUGCCUCAGCACGGGACCCUGUCUACCAGGUGCCUCCCUCCCAUAUGAAUCAGGGAAUUUACCAAAUACCCACUGGACACGGUGUAGCAGGGCAAGAUAUCUACCAAGUGCCACCUUCCACGCAGAGAUGCCUUGAUGGUCCACCUCUGACUAACAAGGUAGUGACUCCAGUCAGGUCAGGACAAGGUUAUGUUUAUGAAUUCCCUUCCAAAUACCAGAAGGAUACCUACGAUGUCCCUCCUAUUCGCCCUCUCCAAGGGAUAUAUGACAUCCCCCCCACAUCAGCAAAAGGGACUGCACAUCCAGUUCCCACCGGAGAUGCAAAAGCUUUAGGAGUCUACGAUGUGCCACCUGCCAAAGGAAUGUAUGCUGCACCCCCAUCUGCAUGCCGAGAUGACGUAGGCCUGAGGGAUAAUUUGCAGGAUUUUUCAUCUCCAGUGGGGAACAGUGCAAGACAAGAAGGAGUGUAUGAUAUUCCUCCUCCUAUCACCAAAACAACUGGGAAAGAACUGAUCAAGAAAUACACUUCUGAGGGUCUUGUAUUGACUGAUGGAGCGCCACACAAACAGAGUGUUUAUGACAUCCCCGUAAACCAUCAAAACCAUUUUCUUGGACAGCAGAUUGCACCUCAGAAAGAUGUUUAUGAUACCCCCAGGGGAAUUGCUUUCCCAGGACAACAGACAGGACUCAAUGAAAGUCUAGCCUCAGAGGGAAGAGAAGGUGUAUAUGAUGUGCCACCACCAAUGCUCCAAGACACUAAAGGCUUACAAGAUGUGACUGAUGGGAUGAAUAGGUUGUCUUUCUCUAGCACGGGAAGCACAAGGAGUAACAUGUCCACAUCUUCAACAACAUCAAAGGAUUCUUCUUUCUCAGCAACAACUGCACAGGACAAAAGACUAAUCCUUGAUCCAGACACUGCUAUAGAGAGGCUUUAUCAUCUUCAGCAGAUGGUGGAGACAGCAGUCAAUAACCUCAUGGCCUUCACUACAGCAGACUGGCGGUCUUACGGCUACAUGGAGAAACACAUCAAUGAAAUUCACGCUGCCGUGGAUAAGGUAGAGCAGUCACUGCUGGAGUACCUUCAGUUUGCAAAAGGAUCAGCAGCCAACGCUUCCUUUCUCUCCGAGAUCAGCCUUCAUAACAAAAUGAGAAGGGAGGUGCAAAGGUUGGAGGACUCUCACCAGAUCCUUACCCAAACCAGUCAUGACCUGAACAGCUACAACUGGUCUUUGAACGUUCUCGCUGUCAACAGACUGCAGAACAAGUGUGAUGACCUGGAUCGGUUUGUUAUGGUGGCAAAGACAGUGCCAGACGACGCCAAGCAACUGACCACCACCAUCAGCGUCAACGCAGAGCUCCUGUUCAAACAGGGGUCAGGCAGCUCACGUUUCAGGAGCGUCCCAGAGAAUAUGAACACUCCUGAGUAUGCAUACAACAGUCCUCACGUGCAGCGUCAUGGAGAAAAAACACAGAAUCACUUCAGUUCUCUUCCUCCUAUCCUGAGUAAAGGUCAACAACCUCACAAUAUCGUUAACGAGAGCUCAGAAAAGAGCUGGAUGGAUGACUACGAUUAUGUUCACUUGCAGGGGAAAGAAGAAUUUGAAAGGCAACAGAAAGAACUACUAGAAAAAGAAAAUAUCAUCAAGCAGAGCAAAAUGGAGCUAGAACAUCAUCAGAUCAAUCAGUUCCAGCGGCUGGAACAGGAGAUCACAAAGCCUGUGGAGAACGACAUUUCAAAAUGGAAGCCACCGCAGGCCCUGCAGACUGCCAACAGCACUAUUGCCUCCCACGACAGACAGCCGCUUUUGUUCUAUUCUGACCAAUACGAGACUCAUUUCAAUUCCCUCCUCAACACCAUCGAUGCCUUUUUCAGUUGCGUCAGCGCUUCGCAGCCCCCCCGGAUCUUCGUUGCUCACAGCAAACUUGUCAUUUUGAGCGCCCACAAACUGGUGUUCAUCGGGGACACGCUCACGAGGCAGCUGACAUCCCAGGACAUACGCAACAAGGUGCGCAACUCCAGCGACCAGCUGUGCGAACUGCUGAAGAGCAUCGUGACCGCUACCAAGAUGGCGGCCUUGCAUUACCCACACACAGCAGCACUGCAGGAGAUGGUGAACCGAGUGACAGAGCUGUCCUACCACGCACAGCUGUUCAAACUCUCGCUCGUCCAGAUGGCAUCUUUAUGAAACAAAGCUGAACCCAACCCGCGAACGGCAAGCUAUCAAAGAAACUGGAGUGUUUUUAUGUGGACAUCCCCAUUUACAUUGUGUAGAUAUUUUAUAUGAAAUGCUUUAAAUACGUUCUUAUGAGUUAGAGAAUCUAAUGAAAUCAGGGAUCUGGGAAAAUAUCUGGCUCUGUAUUAUGUUCCUACCAUACAGUUAGCUAUGUAUACCCUUCAUAUAUGUAUAUGUUGCUACACUCUUCAAAACAUCAUUAAGCACCUUAAAAAGUAUGCGUCGGGUAAGCAGUGCAUAUCUUUUGUAUAUACUGCUAUUUCUUCAGUAUAUUUAACUGCUGCACUCAUCUAGAUCCAUUCCAUCUUAAUUUUGGCACAUGGACUCAGUUAUGAAACCUGCUUGUAGCAAUCCAUGAAUCAUAAUGGUUCUCAUAGAACCCCUUUCCCUUGUUAGAAAUUACUAGGUUAAUUUCAUUAACUCUUCUUGCUGUUAUUUUGUUAUAUAUAGAGGAUACAAUCAUUCUGAGUAGCAUACAUGUACAGCUGCAGCAAGCAACAGUCAAAGCGUAUGGUAUUUGGGAGAAAAGCAUUUCAAGGCCAUACGAGGCCAUGUAAGAAGCAGAACCUUCUAAAAAGGAAGGAAUUGUAUAUUUUUGUUAUCUCGUGGCAUUUAAACUUUGCUGUUUCUAAUAAUCAUACAAGAUAAGUUUUCAAAACUCGGAGUCUUAGCAACAUGAACUUACAUUUUUACCUUGCAUAUCCUUGCAUUGGCAAUUAAAUGUAGCCAUUGUGCUCAUUGUGGACUCAGUUAUCCUGAGAAAAUUACUUGGGCUCAUCUUUGAGGUGGCAGAUGUGCAACAUCUUAAAAUACCAAUCCCUCCAAAAGCAUUAGAGUAAGGAUUGUCAUUCAUAUGGGAAGAAAAUAACUGAAUUUGAAAUACUAAAUAAUUAAACAUCUGUAUAGAGCAAACUGAGUUUAAUGAAGGAAAAAAAGAGAGUACAGUUUCUAAGACAUUCUUGCUAAUUAAUUGCAUCCACUGCAGAUUUGUCUUCUAUUCAAAUACUAGGCUUUCUUCCCCCAAAACUUGUUCCAGAGCUACUGUUCCUUCUGCACUACACUGUUGCCAGAAAUUACCUCCUGUCUUAAUGAGGCCACUCCAUCAGUAGGGUACACAAUCCCAACUUGUAACUUUUAACUUAGACCCUUAAAGAACCAUUCAGAGUUACAGGCUCCUUUAGAAAUUCUAUAUAUGCUGGCUGCUCCAAAACUUGCAUCACCCUUUUUCUUGCUUUCCUUUUUGAAUUCCCUAAAACUAAGUCCCGGAACACCAGCUGUCCUUGGUCCUCAAAGUAGAAGAAGCCAUUCUUCCAAGCAGGCAAUCAGAACAGACUAGCUUAGAUCAAUGCCAGGUGAUUCUGGCACCUUGGAAGGAGAAACACGACUGUCUUGUGAUAGGUCAGGGUAGUCCUGCAUUGAUGCAUUCAGACUGCACAAGAGCACCAAGAGAACAGGCACUUCUGUCUAACUUCGCAAGCUUCCUUGUCCGCAUCUAAACAUGUGCCUUACUGCAAGUGGGAUUUGUUGCCUUGAAACAAAACCAUUCCAGCAGUGUGUGAUAUUUUACUGCCUUGAUGUGUUGCCUCAGAGAGAAGACUGCUCUUAACUGCCAUCCCAUCCCUUCCCAAGUCUGCAGAAGGUCCCCAGCAAGGCCUGGAGAUAGGAGGUAGUACAGUCGCAGCAGCACCAAAGUCAGCCCCAGUGCCACAUGCUGGCUGUCUUACUGUAACCAACAGCCAAUUGCCAAAAACCAUCUGCCUGAACCUACUUUGUACUUUUGCUGUUUGGGAUUGCUUUGGUUUUCCUUGUUCAUUUUUUCGUUGUAUAUUCUUAGAAACUGAGAAGGCGUUUUGAAGCAUACCUGUUAUGUCAGUAGUUUGUACUUUCAAAAGGAGAACAUUAAUCAUAAGCCUGUAGUACAGUUUGUUAUUUUGUAGAGUCAUUUUAAAAUCAUUACAUGUCUAGGUUGGUUUGUUGUUGUUUUGGUGUUGUUGGUU
This is a messenger RNA of Centrocercus urophasianus (Greater sage-grouse), 4850 nucleotides long. It is a transcript of the gene NEDD9, whose product is annotated as neural precursor cell expressed, developmentally down-regulated 9. Gene Ontology annotation, molecular function: protein binding. Bases 334 to 2805 code for a protein of 823 amino acids. Lineage: Eukaryota; Metazoa; Chordata; Aves; Galliformes; Phasianidae. Gene Ontology annotation, cellular component: cytoplasm; plasma membrane. The record is from RefSeq and is a predicted model, not a curated record. The transcript has 8 exons. Gene Ontology annotation, biological process: cell surface receptor protein tyrosine kinase signaling pathway; cell migration.